Sinocyclocheilus grahami is the source of this 538-nucleotide messenger RNA. It is a transcript of the gene tmem101, whose product is annotated as transmembrane protein 101. NCBI's taxonomy places the organism in Eukaryota, Metazoa, Chordata, Actinopteri, Cypriniformes, Cyprinidae. Bases 65 to 538 code for a protein of 157 amino acids. The transcript is spliced from 4 exons. The record is from RefSeq and is a predicted model, not a curated record. Gene Ontology annotation, biological process: positive regulation of canonical NF-kappaB signal transduction.
GAUUCAAAGCAGCGAUUCAUUCACGAUCCCGAGGAAGGAGAUGAUACUUCCGCCAUCCUGAGCCAUGGCUGCUGCUACCCGCAAGAAAGCCCUGAGAUUUUUCUCUCAGUUCGGAGCUUUUAUCCUGACCCGGUUCGGCUUCUGGAACUGCUUCAGCAUGUUGAUGCUGUUCGCGGAGCGAGCGGACGUGAAACGGAAGCCAGACAUCCAGGUGCCUUACCUGUACGUGGAUUUAGGAGCUGCAGUGUUGUGUGCCAGUUUCAUGUCCUUUGGGGUGAAGAGAAGAUGGUUCUCUCUGGCCGCUGCCAUUCAUUUGGCCCUCAGCUCAUACGUGUCCUAUGUGGGUGGACAGGUCCAUUAUGCAGACUGGUUGAAGGUGAGGAUGUACUCCAGAGCCAUGGCCAUCAUAGGAGGGUUUCUGGUGCUGGCCAGUGGAGCAGGAGAGGUUUACAGACAGAAACCUCGCACACGCUCACUGCAGUCCACCGGACAGGUCUUCCUGGGGAUUUACUUGAUAUGUAUGUUAUGGAAAACCUAG